GUCAACGAACGACUACCGAGUGAGAGAAAAGGGGAAACUCCUGUCUGUGUGUCUGUCUCACUGAACGAAAACAAACGUGUUGGACUGAAUGCGCACGCUGUUGAAAUAUACGACGCAAACAAUGUGUGAGGGAAUUAUCACCAGAAUUACUCUUCUUCUGCUCAUCAUCUGCUCGACAAUGGCCCAGGACUGUUCUGAUCCCUGUGACUGCCCGUCGGACCCCCCUCCAUGCCCGUUUGGUACCAGCCUGGUUCUGGAUGGCUGUGGAUGCUGUAAGGUGUGUGCCAGGCAGGCCGGCGAGCCCUGUACCCACCUGGAGCCAUGUGACCACCACAAGGAGCUGUACUGUGACUAUGCAGUGCUGAGUGACACUGAGCACGGCAUCUGCAUGGCCCAGGAAGGCCAGACGUGUGACCUGGGAGGGGUCAUCUACCGCAGUGGAGAGACGUUCCAGCCCAGCUGCAAGCACCAGUGUGUUUGUAUGAACGGAGAGAUCGGCUGCGUGCCAACCUGUGCCAACGACGUGCUGCUGGCCUCCCCAGACUGCCCGUACCCACACCGCAUCCAGAUCCCUGGGAAGUGCUGUGAGGAGUGGGUGUGUGACCAGAGCCCUCAGGACAACCCCUAUCAGUCAGCCAUGGCUGGAUCUCAAAUUCACCCCUUGGUCUCCUCUUCCCCUCUGUCAGUCUACAGAGAGGUGUCAGCCCACGGGCCGGUCCCGGCGGAGAGCCCCAGGGAGAACUGCAUCGUCCAGACCACCAAAUGGGACGAGUGCUCGGCCACCUGCGGCAUGGGCAUGUCGUCCCGCGUCACCAACGACAACGAGCGGUGCCAGCUGGAGAGGCAGACCCGUGUCUGUAUGACCCGGCCCUGCCACGUGGAGCAAGAGAAGGACAUCAAGAGGGGGAAGAAGUGUGUACGGACCCCCAAGUCCCAGCGGGGCAUGCGCUUCGAGCUGUCAGGCUGCAGCAGUGGCAGGAUGUACAAGCCCAAGUUCUGUGGCGUGUGUACGGACGGCCGCUGCUGCAGCCCGCACACCACCAUCACCGCCGAGGUGGAGUUCCGCUGCCCCGAGGGAGACACCUUCAGGCGCAAGAUGAUGUUCAUCAAGACGUGCUCCUGCCACCACGACUGUCCACGAGACAACGACAUCUUCCUGUACUCGCACACGCGCAGAAUGAUCGGGGACUAUGACAACGAUAUGUAACCGACGUGGCUGCCAUAUACGCACUGCACAGAUAACGUUACGUAUACACACACACACACACACACACACACACACACACACACACACACACACACACUGAUAGGCAGCUCUUUGAAUUCCUGGACCAUGUCUCCACCUUACUACUCAUUGGCAUGUCAACCUGGUUGUGAGACGGACAAAAAUAACGUGUGAUUUCAAGAUACGAAGGAAGCAGAGCAUGAGAUUUACUCUUUAGGUUUUUAUUUUUUUAUUUUUAAUUUUUAAAUGCGCAGCUCUAAAGUCACCUGGCUGUUUGACUGGUCUGCCUGUAUCUCUACAGAGAUACUGUAGGGUGGAUCUGACGCACUGAGGACUCAAUGUUAGAGACACUUAACCACAUCACUUAGGAAGGAAUAUAUUUAUAUUCACUGCUAAAGUGCCAUAGGAACACGACAUGGUGGUGUACAGAGGAGCGGCAGGUAACCUAGGCCAGUGUCUCCCAACUCCGGUCCUUGGGAACCCCCCCGACAGCACACGUUGUUGUUUUAGCCCAUGGACAAAAAACACCUGAUUCAACUUGUCAAGGGCUUGAUGAUUAGUUGACAAGUAGAAUCAGGUGUGCUUGUCCAGGGUUACAACAUAAAUAUGUACUGUUGGGGGUACUGGAGGUUCGGAUUUGGGAAACACUGACCUAGGUAGAGGGCGCACUGAACGGAGAGGCACUUACUGAACCAAAUGUCACAUCUUGACAUAAAAUGUUAGAAUAUGACAUUUAAAAAAAAAACUGUUUUUCAUAUGUUAAAGAUUAACAAUACAGAAAUAGUUUGGAUAUAUUGUAGGACUGGUAUGUGCCUCGACAUCUGCAUAAUAUUGAGUGAAUAUAUAUAAUUAUAAUUAAGAAUGUCAAUAAUAUUGUUUACUGUUUAUUUAAAAAAUAAAAGAAGGAACGAAUGAAAGAAAGAAAUUCUGCAUUUGACGAAAACACCUUGUGUAAAUACUGAAAGACUGUGUACAGUUUAGUACUAUAAUUUAUGUAGCUGUUUGUUGUUGUUUAAUUAAUAACACCAUGUUGUAGGUUGUUGUUGUUUAAUAACACCAUGUUGUAGGUUGUUGUUGUUUAAUUAAUAACACCAUGAAUAACACCAUGUUGUAGGUUGUUGUUUAAUGAAUAACACCAUGUUGUAGGUUGUUGUUGUAUUAUAUUUGUAUCAUACUUGUUUUUCACUGUAACCACCUGGCCAAGAUACAAGUGAGUUCCUAUUUGUUGCACUUUUG
This is a messenger RNA of Coregonus clupeaformis (lake whitefish), 2461 nucleotides long. Its product is annotated as CCN family member 2-like. Bases 89 to 1207 code for a protein of 372 amino acids. The transcript is spliced from 5 exons. NCBI's taxonomy places the organism in Eukaryota, Metazoa, Chordata, Actinopteri, Salmoniformes, Salmonidae. Gene Ontology annotation, biological process: cell adhesion; signal transduction. Gene Ontology annotation, cellular component: extracellular matrix; extracellular region. Gene Ontology annotation, molecular function: integrin binding; heparin binding. The record is from RefSeq and is a predicted model, not a curated record.